AAUUGUUUUCCAGGAUGGUAAUCAGUGACUGCACUUGGCAAGGUUGGCAUUAAAAUCAUAGUUCAUUGCUCUGGGUAUGUUAUAAAUUUGUUUGCUGGAUGUUUAAUGUAGCUCUUUAGUUUUAUGAAAUAGGGUAUUCAAGAACACCUUGUCGGACCUAGAGAAACUGCAGGGGGAAUGGAUACCCAUGAGAGGAUCAGGGGACAGAGGUAGCACCUCGGGCUCGGAUUACUUUCGCCCAUCCUCCUGGUUAAUGCAUAUUUGCGCGUAUUCGCGCCUGGACCGCGGCUCGCAUGCAACAAGGCUCAACGAGCGAGGCAUACGCAACGGUAAUUAGAUAAUAGGAACGAGCCGUUCGGGAAGGACGGUUUUCUCCCAGUUGGUCAUAGAGUGCUCGGCCGAGCGCUGAGUCUUCGUCGUUGACGAGGAUCCAAAAACCGUUCUUCAAGAUGCACCGCUCAACUCUUGGUAGCUUGGUGCUGCUCGCCAUUGUGAUCAUCAGCGACGUCCUUGCCAGGAAAGAUUACGAGGGACCAACAGUGAACACAAGGUUCGGACCUGUUCGAGGGAGACUCAUGUUGUCUGCAAGGAGGAACCUGCUGAGUGCUUUCCUCGGCAUCCCAUACGCGCAGCCCCCCAUUGGGGAGUUGAGGUUUCAGAGCCCUCAACCAUGGAACGGAACAUGGACAGAGCCGAGAGACGCCACGGUCGACGGUUUCCAAUGUGCCCAGAUCCUGAAGAGUCGCAUCAUUGUUGGGAAUGAGGACUGCCUCUUUCUGAAUAUCUUCGUGCCCCAUAAGAUGCUGGGGUACGACGACAGGCUAGAAGGAGGGUCCAGGAAGAUGCCGGUGAUAGUGUUCGUGCACGGGGGUGCGUUCACGAAUGGCAACAGCUUCAGCUGGGUUUAUGCUCCGGAUUACCUGCUGGACCAGGAAGUUGUCCUGGUGACCAUCAAUUACCGCGUGGGAGUCCUGGGAUUUUUUAGUACCGGAGAUCAGAAUGCUCCUGGGAAUUACGGUUUAAAGGACAUCUGGAUGGCUCUGGUCUGGAUCAACGAAAACAUCGUGAAUUUCGGAGGGGACCCGAAUUUGGUGACCCUGAUGGGCCAAGAGGCAGGAGCCGCUGCGGUGCACCUGCUCUCCUUGUCCUCCAAGACUGAAGGCCUCUUUCAAAGGAUCAUCACCCAGAGUGGCUCGGCAUUGGCACCCUGGGCCUUCCACUCCAAGGAGAACAUCAGAAAUGUGUCCCUGGAGCUCGCCAGGCUCUGCAAUUGUUACAUCGAGAGGCAGAAUCCUGAGACGACGAUGAACUGUCUCAGGGACACCAACCUGACGUGCAUCGUGAACAUGUCCACCUUCUACACCGUGUGGGACGACAAUCCUUGGUUCGUCUUUGGUCCCACCGAAGAGCUCGAAUCCGACGAGGCGAUUAUUACGAGGCACCCCCUGCUGCAAAUCCAGCGAGGACUCUUCAGGGACAUCCCCUGGAUCAUCGGCAUCACUGCUGAUGAGGGACUCGUCAAGACCAUAAAUAUCAUCACCAACCAAACGAUGAAGGCAGAAUUGUUAAACGACCCUGAGUACAUUCUGCCUUACCUUUUGGAAUACGAGCAAGUGGUCUCAAACGUUAGUCAGUUCGUCCAGACGCUGAUGGAGUUCUACUUCGAGCACAACCCGUUGGACUACAAUGACAUAUUAUUUCGACAACACAACAUUACGGAGAUGGUGAACGACGCCAUGAUGCGAUGGCCUUUAUACCAGACCCUGAGGAUGCAAGCCGACCAGAUGACGUCCGACGUUUUUUACUACCUUUUCUCAUUCGAGGGCACUUUUUCCGUGAGUUUUGCCCACGGAGUAGAACGAUACGGAAUAGCUAACUCGGACGAUCUGAACUACAUUUUCCCCGUCUUCAACAACAUCUUCAGGGACCUCGACCUGGAGAACAUGGUGGAGGACUGGACCAUGAUACACGUGAUGACCGAGUUCUGGACGAGUUUCGCUAGAGAUGGGAUUCCCCGCGCGAACCUGCUGUCGGACUGGGAGCCCUACCAGCGAAAUCACAGAUUCAUGAGGAUCGGCUUCGGGAACUCGCCGGAAAUUUCAAUGGAGCCCGAUCUCCUGCACGAGAGGAUGAUCUUCUGGAAACAGCUGAUGGCCAACGUGUCCCUGCCGAUACCGAUUCGUCCUGACGAGCCGAACGAGGAGUUUCGUCCGAUCAUAUCAGCAGCUGACUUAAUUCAAGGCAUCCCUCCGGUCGUCCUAGCGUUUCUGACAAUAAUCCCAAUUUGUCUUCGAGAGCCAAAAUGGCACCCAACAAAUGUACUCCACUCUCUUCGAGCCUGAGAAAAUUAUUCUCGAGACAUGUCCGGAAAUUUCAAAGAAGUCCAAGAGCAAGGGGCUGUUCACUGGGAGACUAGCGAAAACGAGUUUUUUCUUUGAAAACCGAUUGCCUACGAUUUUAUAUGAUAAAAGACAACGCGAUUCGAUAACAAAUGACGUUCAGUCAUAAAAUUGUGACAAUUUUUCGGUGAUUUCGGGCAUUAAAGUCCAUCAUUUCCGGAGUAAAUAGCCCCUUGUCCAAGAAAAGGUACACGAAGAAGUGCCCGAAUAGAAUGGAAAAGCAUAUAAAUACAUAUAUUUUGUACAUAGUAGGGUACUAAAUACUUGUUUUGUAUAAACGUGGAUGUAUACAUAAAAGAGGAGGUGGUUCCCUGAA
Molecule: messenger RNA, 2715 nt
Organism: Orussus abietinus
Lineage: Eukaryota; Metazoa; Arthropoda; Insecta; Hymenoptera; Orussidae
Product: esterase FE4
Exons: 10
Coding region: 450-2342 (630 amino acids)
Source: RefSeq, a predicted model, not a curated record